Messenger RNA from Rodentolepis nana, 339 nucleotides. The record is from the annotation of a GenBank genome assembly. NCBI's taxonomy places the organism in Eukaryota, Metazoa, Platyhelminthes, Cestoda, Cyclophyllidea, Hymenolepididae.
AUGCAGGCAUUAAACGUCCUAGUGCUCGUCCUUCUAUCCGUCUACCAAGUGAGGACACAAUACCAUUACAGCAGUCAGAAAUGUUGUAAGUGUCCAGAAACGGAGGAGAACAAUAAUGCCAACGCCAAUAUUCCGAGUGGCAGUCUGAGCGCGGACAAGCAGGAACUGCUUGAUCUUCAUAAUCAAUAUCGUCGUAAAGUCGCGGGAGGUAAAGUUCCCAGGCAACCAGCAUCUUCGAAGGUUAAAGACCUGGUAUGUUCAAUUCAACACUUGGCUUUAGACGUUGAGAUGGAUCUUACACCAUGUAUUGCCUUUUAUUUCAACCUAGCAAUGGAGUAA